AUGGAGUUGAUGACAAGUCUGAAAAAGAGGACAGAGCAACUGGUGGGUGGAAAAAGUGUGGUAUUCUUGUACCAUAAGUCCAUUCAGGUCCUGCUAGACAAGCUAUUGAUUGGUGGCAGAUGGAAAAGGCAGCCUGAGCUCACAGAUGAGCUGCUCACUCUUGUUGAGAGUAAUAUGAAGUGGAUGGUGGCUUUUGGCUUUGACAAGUCAUCUGCUAGCAGCAGGCUCACUAUCAUUGAGUGCUGUGGCCAGAUUGCCUGGGCCCUGCUCAUUACAGACAAACCUGGCACACCAUUUGGACCAGCAAAUCUGAAGAAGCUGAUGGAAGCUGUGAAAAAUUGUAUUUCAAGCUUGGUGAGACUGGGCAUGGUCUUAUUGUUUCAGACCACAAACAUGAAAUUACACCUGGGUCUGAGAUCACAAAUGUUUACAAUGCAUGAGCUUGCAGGCACUAGCCCUGUAGCUAGUUGUGUAGCCAUAUCCAACAGUACUUCAUCUCUUGACCUCUCUGUUCUUGACAGACUUGAGAAUGAUGCUGAUGUCUUUGACAAAGGUGGAGACAUCACUGAGAGUACUCCCCAUGACUCAUCACCAUUGAACAACUCCCAUCUUGGGUCUCCUGGGUUUGAUAUUGAAUGGCCACCUAGUGAGGGGGAGGUGACUGCCCCACUGUCCAUUCCUGAGCCCAAGGCAAAGCUCACAGUGAAACACCCUGCAUCACCCUGCACAGGCCACUCUUCAGUCAAGAGGAAAAAGACCACACAGGAGCUUGCACAUGAGAUUGUGGAAGGUGAGCAUGCAGCUCAACUGCAGAUAAGCCUCAAUAGUGCAAAGGAGAAGACUAGAUGGGAGUGUAUCAAGAGGGAGACUGCACAAGAGAUGGCACUUGAGAUUGAGCAGCUCUGUCUCAAGCAUCAGCAAGAGGAGGGGGAUUGUCAACACACAUGA
Messenger RNA from Pisolithus orientalis, 948 nucleotides. RefSeq lists its product as uncharacterized. The transcript is spliced from 4 exons. Bases 1 to 948 code for a protein of 315 amino acids. Lineage: Eukaryota; Fungi; Basidiomycota; Agaricomycetes; Boletales; Pisolithaceae. The record is from RefSeq and is a predicted model, not a curated record.